Molecule: messenger RNA, 1397 nt
Organism: Tetranychus urticae (two-spotted spider mite)
Lineage: Eukaryota; Metazoa; Arthropoda; Arachnida; Trombidiformes; Tetranychidae
Gene: CycH
Product: cyclin H
Biological process (GO): DNA-templated transcription; regulation of transcription by RNA polymerase II
Cellular component (GO): transcription factor TFIIK complex
Molecular function (GO): cyclin-dependent protein serine/threonine kinase regulator activity
Source: RefSeq, a predicted model, not a curated record
AUUGCAGCUAUUUUAAAGAUGAAGCCAAUGACCAAGAAUUAUUUCAUCAAUGGACAAAAUCAUCAGCAAAGAUAUCUCAUGUUAAUUCUUAGUUUACAUUUUUUAUCUAAUUUUUAGUGUAUUUAUAAAUCUUCUAUUUUAUCCUCAGUUUUAUGUGAUUGAAUAAUUGGACCAACGUGCCUUCAUAAAAUUAAAUAUGUUUGCCACCAGUAGCCAAAGAAAAUGUUGGAUCUUUGAGGAUGAAAAAGAAUUGGACACAUUACGAGAAGAAGCAAAUGCCAGGUUCAUAGAAGCUCACAAGGUAAGUUUUUUUAUUCAUCUGACUAAAAUGUCUUAUGCUAAUUACUUUUUUGUUUUUUAUUCACAGAAAGACACUCCUCGUAAAUAUUUUUUAUCUCCCAUCGAAGAGAAGACUUUACUCAGGCAGUAUAACAUUGUUCUGAGAGACUUUUGUCGCAAAUUUCAACCUUCUAUGCCAAAAACAGUUGUGGGAACUGCUUUUCAAUUUUACAAACGUUUCUAUGUGAAUAAUUCUGUCAUGGAUUAUCAUCCGAAACAUAUCGUUGUUACUUGUGUUUAUUUAGCCUGUAAAGUAGAGGAGUUUAAUGUUAGCAUGGAUCAAUUUGUUGCUAAUGUUAAAGGUGAUCGAGCAAAAGCUGCUGAUAUUAUUCUCAACAAUGAGUUGCUUUUGAUGGCGCAGUUAAAAUACCACCUAACUGUUCAUAAUCCAUUUCGUCCUAUUGAAGGACUCCUCAUCGAUAUCAAGGCUAGAUUCAUGAAUCCUGGUGAUGUUGAGAAGCUUCGACCCCAAAUCGACGUUUUUAUGAAUACUGUAUUUUUCACCGAUGCCUGUUUGCUGUUCAGUCCAUCUCAAAUAGCCUUAGCGAGUAUUCUUGAUUCUGCGAGUAAAUGCAAUAUAGAUUUAUCAAGUUAUCUUACUGAUUUACUCUUUUCUAAUGCUCCAGAAAAGUUGGAUCAAUUUUAUCAUAUGAAAGAGAAUCUAAAACUUAUGAUUGAAAACAUUGAACAGGUUUCAAAAGAUCAAAUAAAAUUGAUAGAGAAAAAACUGGAAAAAUGUCGAAAUCAAUCUAACAAUCCUGAUAGUGCUGAGUAUAGAAGUGGUCUCGAGGAAAGUUUGGACAAUGAUGUGACAGCACCAAUGGCCAAAUAUGCAAAGAUUAGUGAAAAACAGCGUAAAUAUGAUGACAAUAUUAUGCAAAUAUAAUGUAAAUUAAUGUCAACAAACAUGAAUAACUGGAUGUAAUCAUUAACCAGAGAGCUUUGUUUAUUUUUCAGCUGUCUCAAAAGUGUUUUCUGCUAUCAGUAUUCUUAAUUAUGUAAAUAAAUAAAACAAAUUUACUGAUUUAUCGGUAAAUUUUGUUUGAAAAACCAACUUA